GUUAGUGCCACGUGAUAACUUACCUUUCUCCAAGCUCUACAAAAUUAAUAUUACGGCGAUGGACGAUGAUUUAUAUCCCGCAUUGACAAUCUGUUUAUGGGACCAAAAUCAGAAACCAAACCCAUUAAUCAUCAUCCACGUGUCUACUGACGCGCCAAUAAAGAGGAUAAUAACUCGCCAAAAUCUUUCAGCCAUCGCAUUGGCAGAUUAGACGGCAAAACCUUAGUCCCUUCUCCAUCAUUACCAAUCGGAGCUCCACACCCCCCCGCGGAAUUCACUGAGCGGCGCCAAAAACCAUCCCAAAAUUUCAUUAGAAAAAGAAAUAAAAACUCAAAUACAAAAAAAAAAAGAAAAAAGAAGAACUAAGGCAAUCAGGAAAAAUCAAAUCAAAUGGAAUCUCUAAAGAACAGAAUGGAAAAGAAAGAGAGCUCGGUUAGGUUUUUUCUUUAUUUCUGCUAGUGUACAGUUGAAUUUUGAAAUCGAAAAGAGAAGGAAAAGUGCAAAGCAUGGAGUUACAGAACACUGUGAAAGAAGCCCCAAACGCACUGUACCAUCACCCCGACGAUGCGGUGCGUAUGCAAGCCGAUCGAUGGUUGCAGGAUUUUCACCGCACCGUCGAUGCUUGGUGGCGAUUCUCUUCUUAUUUUCUUCUUUUUGAGCUUUUUCGAUCGAUUUGUGCAAAUAAAGUUGUGUUUGGAUAGGACUCAUUCCUUUGUUAUUUCAGAAUGCUCGCGAAUUAACAGUUUACAUUGAUCGAUUUGCAUGUAUCUUUCGGUAAGAUAAAUGUUCCCUCCCCUCCCAUGCCCUUUUUAUUUUCAUUGUUUCUGUUGGUCUAUUGAGGUUUUUUCCCCAUGCAACUGGAACCAAUUCUACUGGAGCAGUCGCAGAUGCAAUUGACAGGCUAUGGCCGAUAUUCAAAGCCAUAUUUGAUCUUCGGGCUUGAGACAUGCGGACCAUGGAGUCUCUUUGCCGUGCUUGCAAUUAUGCUGUGAGAGCUUCCGGAAGGUUUAUGGGAAUUACAAUUGGAGCAAUGAUUGAAGAAAUUCAAGGCCUGUAUCAACAACAACACCAGCCAUGCUUCCUUUAUCUCUCUAGUGAAGUUAUAAAGGAAUUCACUACAAGACCGGACGGUGCGGAUGAUUGCUUUCUGUUGGCAUCAAGGUGCAUUCAUUAUUGUCCUCAAUCAUUCAUUUCUUCUGCUGUAUUUCCAGCUUUAGUAGAUUGCUUGAUGAUUGGGAUCACAGUACAGUACAGCACAGAGAGGCCUCCAGUUCUGUUUUGACCUUCUUGUCUGAUAUGUAUGAUCUUGCAAAGUCUAGGAAGAGUGAAUAAUUUUUAUCCAUCAGGUAUAGUGUCAUUAUUCCACAAGGUGCUACUAUUACUAGAGUUUUGGUAGCAGCCCUAACUGGAGCACUCCCAAGUUUUCGAUUAUAAAUGGUAGCUUCUGCUGCUUUGUUGUAUUCUUCAUCUAUUGUGCACAUUGACAUUGAUGCAGUAACGAUUAGUAGAAUUAGUUUGAACUUAUUGCCUUUAAUUUCUAACAUGAUGAAUUCAUCAGCCUUUUGCUACUUCAGGUAGCAUAUGCUCUUCUAGCAAUGACUUGAGCAUAUGGGAUUCAAGCUCCGGAGUGGGCUAAGGAAAGUGUUUAAUUGAUCCCAUUGACUGCUGUCAAAGAGGUGGAGCGGUCAAGAUAUUUGAAAGCAUUGUGAGACGCUGCUUCUGGGACUGAUAUUAAUGUCCUUAUGGCCGCAGUUGAAAGAGUUAUCUGAUGUUUGUCAUCGUAAUCAAACAGCUCAAGAGAUUGUUCAGGGAUCAUUAAAGCCACUUGAGUUGAAUCUGGUACCUGUAACAUAGUGGAAAGAAAUAAAGAAAUAUUGGAGCGGUUGUUUUGCUGAGGCCAAAGGAAUUACUUGAUCCUGUAUUUGCUGUUUUUAUUCAUGCUUCAUUAUGUAUCAAUCAUCAUUAGUCAAUUUUGCAUGUGUUUUUUAUGGCCGUGUUUGGCAUUUCUUUUAUUUACACUAGGGAGAGAUUGGGUUGUUGUAUCUUCCGCUACAGAUAUGGAUUCCAAGUCAUCUCGAAUGCAUUGUCUUCAAAUUUUUGGGUGAAAAAUUCUUGGUAAGUUUAUAAUGGGAAAAUAUCUUGAAGUUGUUUCCCGUAACAAGAAUCAAGAUGAAUUGUUUCUGCAUGUUGCUCUCUAUAAGGAUUACUACAUGCAUUGCACUCAAUGACAGAGUGUUCUUUUUGGUUUUUAAAUU
Messenger RNA from Durio zibethinus, 2255 nucleotides. Its product is annotated as transportin MOS14-like. NCBI's taxonomy places the organism in Eukaryota, Viridiplantae, Streptophyta, Magnoliopsida, Malvales, Malvaceae. The record is from RefSeq and is a predicted model, not a curated record. Gene Ontology annotation, biological process: protein import into nucleus. Gene Ontology annotation, cellular component: cytoplasm.